AUAAAUAUAUUUUAAUCUAUAAUUCCAAACAUAUGUUGACAAAAAUAUGAUGGGUAACUUGACAUAGACUACAAUAAUUAUUGCAAUUUCUCCAAAUAAAUAAAAAGCCAAUUUUCCACAUGUUACUUUUAUCUCUCUCUAGUCUCUAGAGAACGCCUGUGAUUCUCCGCAAGCAGUUUUCACGGCAACAGAAGGUCUCUUCAAAGUCUCUUCAAGUGAAGUUCCUCAGGAACUCCAAGAACCAGUAAGGCGAAACGAACCCUAAAACCAUCUGGGCUUCUCUUUUCUAACUCCCUCCAUUAAUCGUCCUGUACUUCAAUGGGGUGCUUUAAAACUUCAAAAGUUGCAAUCUUGCUGGGGUUUUUGCUGCUAAUUUCUUCUGAAUUAGUGGUGGGGCGAUUUGUGGUGGAGCGCAACAGCUUGAGGGUAAUAUCUCCAGAGAGCAUAAAAGGGACUUAUGAUAGCGCCAUUGGCAAUUUUGGUAUCCCACAGUAUGGGGGAAGCAUGGCUGGGACUGUGAUUUAUCCCAAGGAUAAUGAAAAAGGGUGCAAAAGCUUUGGUGAUACUGGGAUUUCUUUUAAGGCUAAACCUGGGGCUAUGCCUAAUUUUGUUCUUGUUGAUCGUGGAGACUGCUUUUUCGCGCUAAAAAUAUGGAAUGCCCAAAACUCGGGAGCUGCAGCUGUCCUAGUGGCCGACAACCGAGACGAAGCUUUGAUCACAAUGGACUCGCCCGAAGCCAGCGGCUCGUCUGCCGAAUACAUCGCCAACAUCACAAUCCCUUCUGCACUCAUCGACAAAGAUUUCGGGGAGAAACUGAAGACAGCUGUGAAUAAGGGCGAAAUGGUCAACAUAAAUCUCGACUGGCGUGAGGCCGUCCCUCACCCGGAUGAUCGAGUCGAAUACGAGCUCUGGACAAACAGUAAUGACGAGUGUGGAAUAAAGUGUGAUAUGCUGAUGAAGUUUGUAAAAGAUUUUAAGGGCUCGGCUCAGAUUCUUGAAAAGGGUGGGUAUACUCAGUUCACGCCUCAUUACAUUACUUGGUAUUGCCCGCAUGCGUUUACUUUGAGCAAGCAGUGUAAAUCUCAGUGCCUUAACAAUGGGAGGUAUUGUGCACCUGACCCGGAAGAGGAUUUUAGCUCGGGAUAUGAUGGAAAGGAUGUUGUGUUGGAGAAUUUGAGGCAGCUUUGCGUGUUUAGGGCUGCUAAGGAGGAUAAGAAGGCGUGGGUUUGGUGGGAUUAUGUUACGGAUUUUCAGAUUCGGUGCCCGAUGAAGGAGAAGAAGUACAAUGGGGAGUGUGCCGAGAGUGUUAUUAAAUCUCUGGGGCUGGAUCUGAAGAAAAUCGAGAGAUGUAUGGGCGAUCCGAAUGCUGAUUCGGAUAAUCCUGUAUUGAAAGAGGAGCAGGAUGCUCAGAUUGGGAAAGGUUCGCGUGGAGAUGUAACGAUUUUACCAACCCUUGUCGUGAAUAAUCAUCAAUAUCGAGGGAAAUUGGAGAAAGGUGCUGUCUUGAAGGCUAUAUGUGCUGGUUUUGAGGAAACUACCGAGCCAUCAGUUUGUUUGGGCGAUGAUGUGCAGACAAACGAGUGCUUGAACAAUAACGGUGGCUGUUGGGAAAACAAGAUUGCUAAUAUCACAGCUUGCAAGGAUACUUUUAGAGGACGAGUUUGUGAAUGCCCUUUAGUCAACGGUGUUCAGUUUAAGGGAGAUGGUUACAGUUCUUGUGUUGCAAGUGGGCCCGGGCGCUGCAAAAUAAGCAAUGGAGGCUGUUGGCAUGAUAAGAGGAACGGGAUAACUUACACAGCUUGUGAUACUGAGGGGGGAAAAUGUCAAUGCCCUCCAGGACUUAAAGGUGAUGGUGUUAAUAGCUGUGAAGGGAUUGGAUGGGGCUUCUGGAAGAAGAUACACUCGUAUAUGGACUCAGAGAUAAGGGCAAUUAUGGGACAAUACAUGCCCCUCGACGGUCAAAAUGAAGUCCCGAGUCAUAUGAAUGAAGACCGUGCUUGA
This is a messenger RNA of Striga asiatica, 2001 nucleotides long. The record is from the annotation of a GenBank genome assembly. NCBI's taxonomy places the organism in Eukaryota, Viridiplantae, Streptophyta, Magnoliopsida, Lamiales, Orobanchaceae.